CUCAAUCUCCUCUCCCUGCCGCCGUACUUCUCUCUCUCUCCCCCACUUGUCUACUCGCCGCCCCGACCCGUAUCCAUUCCUCAUCUUCAGAAAUGGAGGUGGACAUUAUGGAAUUGAGUAAACCUGAUACCGUCGAGAUGAAACUAGAAGAUGAUCCAGAUGCAACAGAGGCUUCAAGCUCAUUUGGUGACAGUCGCGCAUCUGGAAGAGAGAAUGUUUCCACAAGCGAUGUUGAAGUCGAUUCACGUUUUUGUUUCGACAAUAAUACCUUUGGCUUUGAUGGUCUCGAAAACAGCUCAUUAUUCCCUUCGAGGAAAAAGAAGAUGACUGCUCACUGGAGGAACUUCGUACGCCCGUUAAUGUGGCGAUGCAAGUGGGCCGAGCUGAAAAUGAAAGAUAUUCAGUCACAAGCAUCCAAAUACGACAAAGAACUCGCAGCAUACGAUCAGAUGAAGAAAAUAGAAGAUCAAUUGAAAGUUCCUGGUUUUGCAUCCAAGUCUUCUUCGUGGACAUCUUCCUCGAGGGCCAUGAUGGCCCGUAGAAAGAUCAUGAAGAGAAGAAAACGAAAGAGAGUUGAAGAUAGUAUCGACGUGAAAUCAUAUGUUUCGCAACACUGCCUUUUUUCUUAUCUUGGAAAUAAGAAUUCCAUUUCAGAUGAAGAGUUCUUCUGUAAACCAGAACAAACUGAUAUUGCCCAUGAUAAACUCAAUAUGAAUGAGGAUUGGCUGUUUAAUAAUUCAAAAGAUGAUCUUGAACCGAUCUUACUAAAGAUCGAAACCACACAGUCUCGCAUACGGAAGCUCAAGUCUGGACUCGCGACUUUGAUUUCAGAGAACGCUAGCAUGUUUUCAUCAUCGGAGAAUUUCAGCCUUCAUAUCCCGAGUGAUGCACAGACCAGUUGUGCUCGAGUUGACGAUUUUGUAAAGGCUGAAAACUGCAAUGGGAUUGAUGUUCCCGACAUCAUUGAGAGCAACGUUGGUUUGUUGACCUCGGUUGAUGUCACUACAAAUGUUGAUGUCACUACAAAUGAAACGCAAGUUAAAGAUACAACUGAAGCGAUAAUGGAUAAUGUCCAAUUACAUAAUGGAGUGGUAAUGGAAACGAUAAAGAAUGAACGAAUGAAGAAGCAUUCAGAAGCAGAGACAAAUGUGCAUGGAGAAAUCAGCAAUCUUUGUAAAAUUUCAGCAUCCAACGCAAAUUUUCGUCCGAAUAAUGGGAAAGACGAAGACCAGAAGCAACCAAAGGCGGUUAAUGUAGGCCUAGCACAUGGAGAAAGCAGCAAUGUGUGUAAAAUUUCAACAUCAAACCCAAAUUUUCAUUUGAAAAUUGUUAAAGAAGGACCAAAGGCGGUUAAUGUAGGCCUAGCACGUGGAGAAAGCAGCAAUCUUUGUAAAAUUUCAGCAUCAAACUCAAGUUUUCGUUCAAAUAAUGUUAAAGAAGAACAGAAGCAACCAAAGGCGGUUAAUGUAGGCCUAGAAUCGGAUAUCAGUUUUCCGACGGCGAAGCGAAAGAGAGGUGAACGUAAGCCCAGCUGUGGACGCGGUUGGAACAGGUGAAAUGGGGCUAAUGGAAACACAUUUUCUUUCUGAUUUUUAUUUGAAAACUGAACUUAAAUUAGACACAAGUUUACAAAUUUACAGAUGAUCUUGUUCAGAAAA
This is a messenger RNA of Impatiens glandulifera, 1658 nucleotides long. RefSeq lists its product as uncharacterized. The record is from RefSeq and is a predicted model, not a curated record. The transcript has 6 exons. The coding region runs from base 93 to 1556 and encodes 487 amino acids. NCBI's taxonomy places the organism in Eukaryota, Viridiplantae, Streptophyta, Magnoliopsida, Ericales, Balsaminaceae.